Messenger RNA from Strongylocentrotus purpuratus (purple sea urchin), 2797 nucleotides. RefSeq names its product membrane-associated transporter protein. Bases 579 to 2741 code for a protein of 720 amino acids. Gene Ontology annotation, cellular component: membrane. The record is from RefSeq and is a predicted model, not a curated record. NCBI's taxonomy places the organism in Eukaryota, Metazoa, Echinodermata, Echinoidea, Camarodonta, Strongylocentrotidae. The transcript has 4 exons. Gene Ontology annotation, molecular function: sucrose:proton symporter activity. Gene Ontology annotation, biological process: transmembrane transport.
UCUGCGAAUUACUGCGGCCUUCUUAAUGGGAUGGCCCGAGUGAUCUGCGCUGCGUGCUAAAUCAAAUCGGAGUGAGUAGUACGGCAAAUUGAAAGCAUGUGAGUGCGAUUUCAGCUCGGCCAUCAGCCUGAUUUGGAAGUCAAUUUUGAGAAGAGUGUGACACAGCUUAGAGAGGACGCGGUUGGUAGGCUAUGGGAGACAGCAAAUCUCUUCUUUCGUCGCGUGUUUCUAAAUGUCUGUUGCAAGACUUCAUGCCAUCUAUUACGUCCACACUUCACUUCAGACGUUAGUGUUUAUUGUAGCAUGUGUUGUAAUAUAUCUGCCAUCUGGAUACUAUGAUAACUGCAACUAAUGAAAAAUAUGGAGUAAUUAGCAUCGAGAUACCAGGAGCUUGGAGGAGAAGUUGCGUAAUCAACGCCAGAAGCGUGAAACUGAAUUUAGCUUUGUUUGCAUUCAUUACUUCUGUGUUUUAGCUUCCGUGAAAAGGUCUGCAGUGGUGUAGUAACAUAUUUCAAAAUUUGAUUUUCAAGGUGGAUAACACGUUCUGUACUUGAGAGAAAAGUAAAAUAAAAGUCAAAAUGGAUCCUCGUAUUGGACUUAUUUUUGAUGGGAUCAUCAGCGCAUGUCGCACAGGAUGGCGACGACUGGUUCGACAUCGAGCCGAAGAUACGAUCCCCAUCAUCAGCUGCGAUGGUGGUCGAGAUCUUGAUCACACCGAUGAAGACGGAGUCAGUACCCAACGAAAAUCAUGGUUUCGAUUGGCACGACUUAGUGGUACGGUGUGCGGCAUCGAGUUCUGCUACGCCGCCGAAACGGCCUUCGUGUCGCCGAUCCUUCUCAAAAUCGGUAUUCCACAGAGAUUCAUGACGAUGAUAUGGUGUUUAAGUCCCUUGAUCGGGUUUUUCGUCAUGCCACUCUUAGGUUCAGCAAGUGACCGUUGUUCCUCUAGACUUGGUCGUAGACGUCCUUUCAUUUUGCUGCUCUCCGCCGUCAUCUUCAUCGGUCUCCUUUUGGUCCCCAACGGAUAUAGGUUUGGCCUCACGGUAUGUGGACACCACGAAUCCUCGGCGUCGUCGUCGUCAUCAUCACUUUCAUAUGGGAAUUACUCAGAGGAAAACCCAAUGAUACAUGACUUCGGGACCACCGUCAGUAAUUCCCUGGAAGAAACAGCUUUGGUGACAUCAUCCUACUCUUUCCAGAAUCAUGAUCAAUCUUCCUACGGUGAUUCCCCGACAACGGAAGGCAUCUUUGAUAAUACGACAUGGGAGGCGACCACUCCCUGGACGGAGACCGGGCAUAUCGUGGCUGGCCACGCCUGUGGUGUUAUCUUUACCAUUCUGGGUGUGGCUUUCCUCGACUUCAGCUGUGACGCCUGCCAAUCACCAAGCCGCGCCUAUUUGAUUGACGUGACACACCCAUCAGAUCACACACGUGGACUUGCUACCUUCAGCUUCAUGGCUGGGUUCGGAGGCGCUGCGGGAUACCUCAUUGGGGGAAUCCCAUGGGGUAAAAGUUCCAUAUGGGCUGUUGUAGGUUCACAUGUCAGAUAUGUAUUCGGUUUAAUCACGAUCAUCUUCGUAGUGGCUCUCUUCAUCACUGUGACCGCCGAGAGAGAACAGACCCUGGCAGAGAUCAACCCUAUCGAAUCAAAACGGCGUCGAAAACGAGAAGGAACGUACGGUGGCAUGGACGACGAGGACGAGGAAGUGGAGCUCGGAGUCAUCGAACAGAGGAAGAAGAACUACGGCUCACAACAGACGGACAUCGUCCCUACGACAACGGCGGACAUCGUCUCUGAGGGGACUGUUGCAAAACCGGAAGCAGAGGGGCAGCUUCCGGUCGAAGCAGGGAAGGAGGAUGUCCCGAAUGGUGUUAACGGGGCAAGGUCAAAGGUCAAGGGUAGAGACGAAAGCGAUGGGAAGAUGGGAAUGUACCAGGCGUUGCCUGAGCCAUCUUCUACCAAGGAUUUCAUCAAUGGCGAACCGCCGGAGGAGGCGGCUACCAUGGGAACGUACCUCCUUUCUAUUGUCUUCAUGCCCCCAUCUCUUCGUAUCCUCUGCUUCACACAUCUUCUAGGUUGGAUGUCUCUUCUCUGUUACUCGCUUUACUUUACAGACUUCAUGGGGCAGGAGGUGUACGGUGGAGACCCGAUCGCCCCGGCUGGUUCCCAGGCCAGACAGAUCUACUCGGAUGGGGUAAGGAAGGGGUCCUAUGCCAUGGCUCUCUACUCCAUUACCUGUUCCAUCACAUCGCUCUGUACAGAGUGGCUUAUCAGGAAAAUAGGUGCCAAGUGGGUCUAUGUUGGUAACCAAGCAAUCUACUGCGUUAGUAUGGCUCUGAUGGCGGCUAUACGAACUCCUUGGGCAGCCUUCCUCUUCUCGGCUACAGCAGGCAUCGAAUACUCCACUCUCUUCACGCUACCGUUCAUCCUCUUAGCAAAUUAUCACUCUACAGAUACAUUCUAUAAAACGAAGAGCGCCACCCUCGACGAGGAUGAGUCCGAUGACGAGGACAUCACUGAGAGCAGUAGCAGUAAACAUGCGAAGCAAGUCAUACGGGGAAUCGGCACCGAUGUCGCCCUCCUCCAGAGUAUGGUGUUCGUAGCUCAGUUCUUCCUCUCCCUCUGUAUGGGGAGUAUCGUCCACGCCGUGGGAAACACGACAGCUAUAGUCGUCGCCGCAUCCGUGUUGAGUGGGCUAGGGGCGCUAGCAGCUACCCAGGUCCUAUACGCGGGCUUAUGAUAGAGUCAUACCUAUACAGUCACUAUGAACAUGACGGACAAAGAAAGCGGACAAAA